AUGGUCAAAGUCGCAGAGAACCGUGUCAUUGAUCUCGACCUUCUCCCAGGCGAUCCAAAGGCCGACAGGCUCUCGCAGCAAACCAAAGCUGCAAUCGCCGGCAAAGUUCCCCAAGACGAAGCUCAAGGCGUCUCCUCUAAUACCCAAAGCGCCGUCACUGCCCUUGGAGGCACAGUAGGAGGAGGUGUAAAAGGACUCGUCGAUACACUCGGAAACACCGUUGGAUCUCUCGGUGAGGGCGUGGUUGGAACCGUCCAGGGCGUUGGAGACGGACUGGGCAGCACUGUACAAUUCGCUGGAGGCGCAGUGGGUGCUGGGGCAGGCAAAGUAGGCAAUAUGUUCUCAGGCGGCGAUAAACAGGGCAGUAGUCAAGACGCCAAGGAGGCACAAAAGGAGAGAUUGCAGGAAGCUACAGACAAGACCAAGGAAAUCGGUGGCGAUGUAGCAGGUUCGGUUGAGGAACACAGCAAGCAAGCAACCAACGCGGCCAAAGAGGGUGGUCAAGACACCAAGGAUGCUGCGGAGGGAAUUGCAGAAAACACCAAGGAGAAAGUCGCGGGAGUCUCUUCGUCUUCGUCGUAA
Molecule: messenger RNA, 582 nt
Organism: Fonsecaea multimorphosa CBS 102226
Lineage: Eukaryota; Fungi; Ascomycota; Eurotiomycetes; Chaetothyriales; Herpotrichiellaceae
Exons: 3
Coding region: 1-582 (193 amino acids)
Source: RefSeq, a predicted model, not a curated record